This is a messenger RNA of Ochlerotatus camptorhynchus, 843 nucleotides long. RefSeq lists its product as uncharacterized. Gene Ontology annotation, molecular function: nucleic acid binding. Lineage: Eukaryota; Metazoa; Arthropoda; Insecta; Diptera; Culicidae. Gene Ontology annotation, biological process: DNA integration. The coding region runs from base 1 to 843 and encodes 280 amino acids. The record is from RefSeq and is a predicted model, not a curated record. The transcript has a single exon.
AUGAAGGGAACCAAUGCUGGAAAGACCAUUGAAGCUAUCGAAAAGCUUUUCAACGAACAUACCUAUCCGGAAACCAUUAGAGCUGAUAAUGGGCCUCCAUUCGCCAGCGAGGAGUUUGCAAGCUACUGCAUCAGUAAAAAUAUUCGGGUUGUACAUUCCAUUUCAUACUGGCCGCAAAUGAACGGCUUGGUUGAGCGGCAAAACCAGGGUGUCUUGCGAGCUUUAAGGAUUGCCAGGGUGUUGAAGGAAGAUUGGCGGAAAUCAGUACAGAAUUAUGUGUACGCGUAUAAUACGACACCGCAUUCUGUUACGGGAAAGUCACCGAUGGAGCUUCUGAAUGGGCGACCAGUGAAGGACCUUCUACCAUCAUUGAGGACAGAACCUUAUUGGAAACGGGACGACGAAACACGCGACAGAGAUGCAAUCAAGAAGAUGCAAGGAAAGCUUUACGCGGACAAGCGGCGGCAUGCAAGACCGGCUGAAAUCGGUGUGGGAGAUGACGUAAUGCUACGGAAUUAUGAAAUGGGGAAACUGGAGCCUUGUUUUCGUCCGGAAAAGUACAAAGUUGUACAGAAAAAUGGUUCGGAUGUAAUCGUGGUGAGUGAAUAUGGUGUUCGUUAUCGGCGUCCUGUUGCCCAUUUGAGGAAAUGGCCCACUCAACAAUGUGAAGGAGCUGAUUGCAAUCCCUCACAAGGCGUUGAGUUGCAGCAAUUACCAACUACGACGGAUCACACAUCGCAGGAGUCGAAUGACAUGGAUGUUCAGGAUGCUGAAAGUGAAGAAGUUCCAGUGGCCAAACGUGCCAAGAGAAGCACUAAGCGAUCCACUCGGUUUGAUGAAUAA